Miniopterus natalensis is the source of this 1606-nucleotide messenger RNA. It is a transcript of the gene CCDC7, whose product is annotated as coiled-coil domain containing 7. The record is from RefSeq and is a predicted model, not a curated record. NCBI's taxonomy places the organism in Eukaryota, Metazoa, Chordata, Mammalia, Chiroptera, Miniopteridae.
UUCAUGGCAAUAAAUAAUCCUUCCAUCAUUUUAUAUCUGACAUCUUCACCUUUUGUUCACAGGGAGGAAUAAAAUUUUUUUUCACCUCUAAUUUGGAAGUUAAGUAAAUAACAAAAUGAAGCCAGUAAAGCAUCUGUUGUCCUCUAGUAAUAAACUGGCAAGUGUUUCAGAAUUAAGUUACAAAAAAGGAUUACUUAAUUCACCAUUAUCACCUAAACCAAAGGAGAAACAAAGUUCAAAAUUAGUACGUGAUAAACUUGAACCAAUGGUCUUAAGAUCUCCACCAACAGGAGAAUCCGUUGUGAGGUAUGCUUUGCCCAUUCCAUCAAGUAAGACGAAGGAGUUAAUAGCAGAAGAUGAACUGCUCAGGAAAAUUACCAAACAUCUGAAGACGGUUGUUUCUACUCUGGAAGAAACCUAUGGAAUUUGUAAUGGAAAUGUGGAAAAACCAGUUGUGAAGUCCGAACAUGAAGAAUUAUCUUUAUCUGUUGGGGAUGAUCUAAAUUCAUUCUUGGUAUGUUGUUCGCAAUUUGCAACUCAGUUAGAAGGAGCAGUUAAAGAGGAACAUCAUAUUUUGGAAUCCCUUUUUAAGUGGUUUCAACGACAGGUCAAUCAAAUGGAAGAGAUAAGUAAAGAUCAAAGUUUUUCAGAAGCAGAGUUUCCAGCACCCGAUAAAGCAGUCACUUUAAGCAUUUCACAAAUAGUAAAGCAAGUGCAAAAACUUGAAGAACUGAAAAAGCGCCUUAAAGAAGAAUCCAAAUACUCCUUGAAAGCCAUGCUAUCUAAGCCCAAGGAUAGUGAAAAUCCAUCAGAAGUAGCGCAAAGUUAUGAAAAUAUACAGCAGAAAAUUGAAGAAUUUAUAAAAACCCAUUCAACUGAAGAAUUUAUGGAUGUUUCUGCAACCGAGCCACAAACUACAUAUUCAAUACCUAAUCGAUUGAAUGCCAUCUUGAAAAUAUUUGAGAAACAGUCAAAUACGUUAGAGAGAACUAAGAAUGAUAAAACUUUGUUAGAAACUAAAUACAAACAGAUACAAAAUGAUUUCCAAGUGCUGUCAGAGGAGAAAUUGGCGCUGGAACAUGAACUACAAAAGUUGAGGAAUACAGAGACAACAAAGCCUACAUAUGAUGGAACAAAGAAAACUGUGAAAAUGGAGAAGAAAAAAGCCAAAGAGAAGUCUGAGGAUUCAGAAGCGAAAAAGUCUUCAGUCAAAGAGCUUAAAAUGGAAGAUUUCCUUAAAGCCCAGAAAACAGCACAUGCUCUGGAAACUGAGAAUAAAGUUCUUCAGGAACAACUGAAACAAGCAUUACAGGAAUCUGAAAAAGCUAAGCAUCAACUGAAAUAUUUCCUAAAUCAAGGGGAAUUACUUAAAAGUGACAGGAAGAUCAAGACAACAAUGGAAAAGAGUAUUAGUAAAACAGAAGUUAAAGGUGAAGAUUCAAAAUCUAUACCAUUGGAGAAAGAAACAAGGAAAGCACAAGUUGCAGAUUCUAGUGGACUAAAGACAAAUGCUAAAAUCCAAGAAUAUUCACAGGAGAUGUAUCAGCAACAUACUGCUACUCAAGAUGUUUGAAAUUUGUUUUCUUCUGGGAUGUUUAUGGUUUCU